Messenger RNA from Anopheles nili, 1500 nucleotides. RefSeq names its product probable cytochrome P450 303a1 (gene Cyp303a1). Bases 1 to 1500 code for a protein of 499 amino acids. Gene Ontology annotation, molecular function: oxidoreductase activity, acting on paired donors, with incorporation or reduction of molecular oxygen; iron ion binding; monooxygenase activity. The transcript is spliced from 3 exons. NCBI's taxonomy places the organism in Eukaryota, Metazoa, Arthropoda, Insecta, Diptera, Culicidae. The record is from RefSeq and is a predicted model, not a curated record.
AUGUGGUAUUUCGUGGCAUGCUGUAUAGUGCUACUGUUGCUAUGGCUACAUUUGGACAAUUUGAAACCAAUAAAUUUCCCGCCCGGUCCAAAAUGGUACCCCAUCGUGGGGAGCGCAUUUGCCAUCAUGAAAGCGCGCAACAAAACCGGCAUGCUCUGUAAGGCUGUGGAGCACAUUGCGGGUGACUAUCCGGACCAUCGUGGUGUGAUUGGCUUUAAAAUAGGCAAAGAUAAAGCCGUGAUGGCGGUCACCGCCGAAUCGCUGAAGGAAAUGAUGAACAACGAGGACUUUGACGGUCGGCCGACGGGUUUGUUCUACGAAACGCGCACGUGGGGACUUCGGCGUGGCGUUCUGCUCACAGACGAGCAGUUCUGGCAGGAACAGCGGCGUUUCAUCGUGCGCCAUCUGAAGGAGUUUGGAUUCGCGCGCAAGGGCAUGACGGAAAUCAUCCAGAACGAAGCGGCCCAGAUACGGAAGGACUUCGAGGAGCUGAUUGGGCAAGGAAACGGAACAGCGAUCGUACAGAUGCAGGGCGCCUUCUCCGUGUACGUUCUGAACACGCUCUGGCUGAUGAUGGCCGGGAUACGGUACAGCAAGGAUAACAGUGACCUGAAGUAUCUGCAAUCGCUGCUGCACGAGCUGUUCACCAACAUCGACAUGAUGGGCGCUCUGUUCAGCCAUUUUCCGUACCUCAGAUUCGUCGCACCCAGAAUCUCGGGCUACCAGCAGUUUGUGGAGAUUCACGAGUGCAUGCACAAGUUUAUUGGCGCCGAAGUGGAGCGCCAUCAGCAGAAUUUCGAUCCCAACGAUGAACCGCGCGAUUUAAUGGACGUGUAUCUGCGGACGCUUCACAACAACAACGCACCUUCGGACAGCUUUUCCCGCGAGCAGCUGCUGGCUGUUUGUCUGGACAUGUUCAUUGCUGGCUCUGAAACGACGACGAAGACGCUCGAUUUCUCCUUUCUGUACAUUGUGCGUAACCCGCAUGUGAUGCGUCGCAUUCAGGAAGAAAUCGAUGAAGUCGUUGGCCACAAUCGUCUGCCGGCAUUGGAGGAUCGUGCAAACAUGCCGUACUCUGAAGCAACGACUCUAGAAGGGCUAAGAUUGUUCAUGUCGAAUACUUUUGGUAUUCCACAUCGAGCACUCAAGGAUACUAAACUAUGCGGAUACGAUAUCCCCAAGGACACUAUGCUCGUUGGCAUGUUCCGCGGUAUGAUGCUGGACGAGAACCUGUGGGAAAAUCCGACUCAUUUCGAUCCGGAACGAUUCCUGAAAGACGGCAAAAUACACAUUCCCGUGCAAUACCACCCGUUUGGUGUAGGAAAGCACCGAUGCAUGGGGGAACUGAUGGCCAAAAGCAAUCUCUUCCUGUUUCUCACAACCACGCUGCAGUCGUUCAACCUUCAGUUACCGGAGGGAGCUUCCAUUCCAUCGGACAUCCCGGUCGACGGAGCGACUCCCAGCGUCCGCAAAUAUCACGUCACUGUCUCUCCGCGUUAG